AUGUCCCCAUCCCUGUCCCCAGACUACGCCAAGGAGCACCUGGCCCAGCUGCAGGAGAAAGCUGAGCUCAUCGCCGGCCGCAUGCUGCGCUUCUCCGUCUUCUACCGCAACCAGCACAAGGAAUAUUUCCAGCACGUCAGGAUGCACUGCGGGAACGUGAUGAAGCCGUCGCUGAAGGACAACAGCGGCAGCCACGGCUCGCCCACCAGCGGGAUGCUGCACGGCAUCUUCUUCAGCUGCAACACCGAGUUCAACACCGGGCAACCCCCCCAGGACUCCCCCUACGGCCGUUACCGCUUCCAAAUCCCGGCUCAGCGGCUCUUCAACCCCAACACCAACCUCUACUUCGCGGACUUCUACUGCAUGUACACCGCUUACCACUACGUCGUCCUGGUCCUGGCGCCCAAGGGUUCCUCCGGCGAUCUCUUCUGCCGGGAGCGCCUUCCCCAACUGGACAUUUCCUCCAACAAGUUCCUGACGUGCUGCGCGGAGGAGGGCGAGCUGGUGUACCGCCACGCGCAGGACAGCAUCCUGGAGGUCAUUUACACCGAA
Molecule: messenger RNA, 552 nt
Organism: Eurypyga helias (sunbittern)
Lineage: Eukaryota; Metazoa; Chordata; Aves; Eurypygiformes; Eurypygidae
Gene: PHYHIP
Product: phytanoyl-CoA 2-hydroxylase interacting protein
Exons: 2
Cellular component (GO): cytoplasm
Source: RefSeq, a predicted model, not a curated record